Durusdinium trenchii is the source of this 1393-nucleotide messenger RNA. NCBI's taxonomy places the organism in Eukaryota, Dinophyceae, Suessiales, Symbiodiniaceae. The record is from the annotation of a GenBank genome assembly.
CAGACAUCAAGGUGACCCACCAUGCAAUCUGCAGUUUUGGACAGGCAGGACGUGCAGAAAUACUAAUAGUCUCAGAACUCUUGUAGGAAGCUCACCUGGAACUCCCCCCGAAUUAUGCGCAACAUUGCCUUUAUGUCAUACAUUUGUACAUCGGGGGGGCUUCGCAGAAUCACAAUUCAUCACGGACAGCACAUAAGAUGUGCCAGAGCCUGCUUCAGAUCUGCCUCGUGGAAAACAAUCAGUUGGAGGCUUGGGCAGUUGGUACAGUAUGUGGGCUUGAAUCGGCGCGACUCGCUUCAGCACAAAGAAUGUCAUUCUGACUUUGUUGAGUUCAAUUUUCUUUGUGGUGCAUGGGAGUCUCAAGACAGAUGUUCAAGACACUGGGCAUUGCCUGCCAUGCAAACAUCAUGGAAUGAAACAGUUGGUUGGGCAUAGAACGCAUCCCGCAGCCCUUCAACUCAGAGUUCAGAUUCAUCAUCACAGGAAGUUCCGCAGCAACUUCCGUAGGGUUGAAGUGGCCGAGUGAUACUGCGUGCGCAUGGUUGAAGUGCCUGCUGAGCUGUGCACAUGGUGCAUAAAGUGGGUGUAGCGACUGUGCUUGGAGGAGCCUGUGUGCUUGCAGGUCUUUUCCAUUGGUCAAAUCUUGCUCUAACACCUAGGUUACAAGUUAAAAGAUGUUCGACCAAGUCACCACGGGAAGUGGAAGGUCUAAGCCUGGCAAAGCUUGAAGGAUUGGCACAAGACCUGGAAAGAAGGUAUAUACAAACAGGAAAGCUGAAAGGUGGCGUGCUGGCAGUGGUGCGAGCUGGAAAGGUGGUUGGAAUUUGGGAGUUUGGGGAGUACAACUCUGAGACAGUCUUCAAAUUCUUCUCUAUCUCCAAGGACAGACGGAGCGUCACAUCCGCACGACAUUUGUCUAUGGUGCCGACCCGGCUUUGUUUCACAAAUUGUAUACUUUGGACCCAAGUAAUGUGAGAUACUUUGGGUCCAGAAUAAUUUGCGGCUGCCCAGCAGUCUGCACAGAGAGAGAGAGAGAGAAUUUCUUCUAAGGAGAAGGGCGUUUCAUUAGAGACUCCGGCGGGUGUCUCAGCUCAAAAGAGAACAGAGCGCCGAGUCAAGAUUCUGAGAUCAGCUCCCUGGUGCCUGAGUGGCCGGCCGAUUUGCAUGACGAGUCAGGCGAGUUGGAUAGAAUAAGCACGAUAACAAGCAUUGUGUGAAACUUCAGUAGUCACGAUCAAAACGGAAUGAAUAGAGUCGGAAUAUGUCGGAAUGGCAUUUGAUGAGGCCAUUUGCAGAGUUUCUUUUGAUGCACCGCCGCGCUGUCAAAGCGAGUGUUUUCACGAAGCUUCUGUGCGCUUGCCACGUACAACACAUAGCUGCCAUAGCUAUCCGC